AUGGAAAUUAAACAAACUACACACCCCUCUGCUCCCAGACAAAGUAACCAAACUACACACCCCUCUGCACCCAGACAAAGUAACCAAACUACACACCCCUCUGCACCCAGACAAAGUAACCAAACUACACACCCCUCUGCACCCAGACAAAGUAAACAAACUACCCACCCCUCUGCUCCCAGACAAAGUAAACAAACUACACACCCCUCUGCACCCAGACAAAGUAACCAAACUACCCACCCCUCUACACCCAGACAAAGUAACCAAACUACACACCCCUCUGCUCCCAGACAAAGUAAACAAACUACCCACCCCUCUGCUCCCAGACAAAGUAACCAAACUACACACCCCUCUGCACCCAGACAAAGUAACCAAACUACCCACCCCUCUACACCCAGACAAAGUAACCAAACUACACACCCCUCUGCACCCAGACAAAGUAAACAAACUACCCACCCCUCUGCUCCCAGACAAAGUAAACAAACUACACACCCCUCUGCACCCAGACAAAGUAACCAAACUACCCACCCCUCUACACCCAGACAAAGUAACCAAACUACACACCCCUCUGCUCCCAGACAAAGUAAACAAACUACCCACCCCUCUGCUCCCAGACAAAGUAACCAAACUACACACCCCUCUGCACCCAGACAAAGUAACCAAACUACCCACCCCUCUACACCCAGACAAAGUAACCAAACUACACACCCCUCUGCACCCAGACAAAGUAACCAAACUACCCACCCCUCUACACCCAGACAAAGUAACCAAACUACACACCCCUCUGCACCCAGACAAAGUAAACAAACUACCCACCCCUCUGCUUCCAGACAAAGUAACCACACUACCCACCCCUCUGCACCCAGACAAAGUAACCAAACUACCCACCCCUCUGCACCCAGACAAAGUAAACAAACUACACACCCCUCUGCACCCAGACAAAGUAACCAAACUACACACCCCUCUGCACCCAGACAAAGUAACCAAACUACCCACCCCUCUGCACCCAGACAAAGUAAACAAACUACCCACACCUCUGCACCCAGACAAAGUAAACAAACUACCCACCCCUCUGCACCCAGACAAAGUAACCAAACUACACACCCCUCUGCACCCAGACAAAGUAACCAAACUACACACCCCUCUGCACCCAGACAAAGUAAACAAACUACCCACCCCUCUGCUCCCAGACAAAGUAAACAAACUACCCACCCCUCUGCUCCCAGACAAAGUAAACAAACUACCCACCCCUCUGCACCCAGACAAAGUAACCAAACUACACACCCCUCUGCACCCAGACAAAGUAACCAAACUACACACCCCUCUGCACCCAGACAAAGUAAACAAACUACCCACCCCUCUGCUCCCAGACAAAGUAAACAAACUACACACCCCUCUGCACCCAGACAAAGUAACCAAACUACCCACCCCUCUACACCCAGACAAAGUAACCAAACUACACACCCCUCUGCUCCCAGACAAAGUAAACAAACUACCCACCCCUCUGCUCCCAGACAAAGUAACCAAACUACACACCCCUCUGCACCCAGACAAAGUAACCAAACUACACACCCCUCUGCACCCAGACAAAGUAACCAAACUAUCCACCCCUCUACACCCAGACAAAGUAACCAAACUACACACCCCUCUGCACCCAGACAAAGUAAACAAACUACACACCCCUCUGCUCCCAGACAAAGUAAGCAAACUACCCACCCCUCUGCUCCCAGACAAAACAAAGUAACCACACUACCCACACCUCUGCACACAGACAAAGUAAACAAACUACACACCCCUCUGCUCCCAGACAAAGUAAGCAAACUACCCACCCCUCUGCUCCCAGACAAAGUAAACAAACUACACACCCCUCUGCUCCAGACAAACCUCCAGCUCCAAGAUAAAGUUGUCCCAACCCAACUAUGCGCCCAGGCAAGAAAAACCAAGGCCCUCCCACCCCUCUGCUACCAGGCUAAGAUGAGGUCCCCCACCCCUCUCUACCAGACUAAGCUGAGGUCCCCCCACCCCCUGCUACCAGACUAA
Molecule: messenger RNA, 2040 nt
Organism: Nematostella vectensis (starlet sea anemone)
Lineage: Eukaryota; Metazoa; Cnidaria; Anthozoa; Actiniaria; Edwardsiidae
Product: sialidase-like
Exons: 3
Coding region: 1-2040 (679 amino acids)
Source: RefSeq, a predicted model, not a curated record